AAUUGAAACACAAUCACUUCUUUUUAAGUAAUAAGCAAGAAGAACCCCAAAUGGCAGUGAAGAUGUUGAAGUGUUUAAUCUUUUCGUUUCUUGGUGGAGUUGCUCUUGCUGUUUUGGUUCAUGCCCAGGAGCAAUCAGGAUUUUUUAGCCUAGAUUGUGGAACAUCCAGUGAUUCCAACUACACUGACAAGAUAACAGGCAUAGAUUACAUGUCAGAUGCAUACUUCAUUGAGACUGGUGUCAACAAUAAAAUAUCAUCUGCAUAUGAAAAUUAUAAUCUUGAACAGCAACUUUUGUGUUAG
This is a messenger RNA of Pistacia vera, 302 nucleotides long. Its product is annotated as putative leucine-rich repeat receptor-like serine/threonine-protein kinase At2g19230. The record is from RefSeq and is a predicted model, not a curated record. The coding region runs from base 51 to 302 and encodes 83 amino acids. The transcript has 2 exons. Lineage: Eukaryota; Viridiplantae; Streptophyta; Magnoliopsida; Sapindales; Anacardiaceae.